GCCUUUUCUUCUCCUUUUCUUCUUCCGUCUACCACAGCCACCGAUUCACCUCCCUUCCACCAGCAAUAGUGCACCUGGAAGAAACAAAUGCCUUCUACGCAAAAUGAAAUUCACUUACGACCCUCUGAUUCUCAUUUUCUCACCAGAGAAAUGUCUCCUGCCGUUUCUGAAGAUUUCUUCUCACCGGAAGAUCAAAAUACCCUCGCUGUUCUAAUCCAUCAAGGUCUCACACCACGGCCUUAGCCCACACAACGAAAAGAAUCGCAGGGAGAGCCAGAAAUCACCUUUCGAGUCCGUCAAGCUCCUGCGCCACAAGCAUCGCAUCAAUCUGCGAUCGUUGAUGGAAUUUAAGAUCUAGAGAAGCUUCGUCUGCCUCUCUCUCAGCCGAAAUCAACCCUCCUUUCGAAGCAGUCAAGACACUCGGCCUCAGGAUCAUUUUUGCUUUGGAUAAAUUUUUCAAACCAGCCUACGGAUUAGUGUUAACUUUGAGCUUAAAGUACUCGUGCAUGUCCAGGCCAGUGAAUGGCAAUUAGGGAAACCCAAUGGACAGUCCAGAUGUGAGGAGAUUUGCUCAACGUUCACGAUUGAGGCAGCUUCAAUACAACUGAGUUGGAAAGAAAUAUCCAAGCUCUAUAGGCAUGUACUCAUAUGGGAAAGAUGUCCAAGCUCUACAGCGUACGGGUUAGUGUUAACUUUGAGCUUAAAGUACUCGUGCAUGUCCAGGCCAGUGAAUGGCAAUUAGGGAAACCCAAUGGACAGUCCAGAUGUGAGGAGAUUUGCUCAACGUUCACGAUUGAGGCAGCUUCAAUACAACUGAGUUGGAAAGAAAUAUCCAAGCUCUAUAGGCAUGUACUCAUAUGGGAAAGAUGUCCAAGCUCUACAGGAAUAUGAAAUGCAAUUAACCUUGCAAUCUGUUUGAUGCACAUGAACAAGAUCAUGAAGAACGAGUAGGGGUACCAUCCUUCAUGCGUCGCCAUCUCUACUGAGCAGACAAAAAAACUUGAUCAGUUUGUUUGCUCUGAAAUGCUUUCUAACCAGAAUGUGAGUAACUUCAGGAUUUAGAGUCUUCAUCUUGAACAAGAACUAAUUAAACGGAUCAUUUUUGCUUUGGAUAAAUUUUUCAAACCAGCCUACGGAUUAGUGUUAACUUUGAGCUUAAAGUACUCGUGCAUGUCCAGGCCAGUGAAUGGCAAUUAGGGAAACCCAAUGGACAGUCCAGAUGUGAGGAACAAUGGCGCCAACAAAGAUGUAUCUGGGAGAAGUUGUGAAGAACUUACCAAGCAAAUCUGCUUUAAUUUCCUGGUGAGAGUCACUCGGAAAUGGAAUGCCCUUUUUGGAGAGAAGAAUCGAGCCGUCAAAUCCAUUGAAAUGAUUUUCCUCGAUGAAAAGGGUACGACAAUUCAAGCCACUAUUCCGAUUCGACUUAGUCAUCGAUUCAACACUAUUGAAGAAGGAUCGAUUUAUGUGGUCAAUCACCUAGAAGUUAAAGAGAAUGAUGGAAAGUAUAGGAUCACUGCCCACCCAUACCGUUUUGAGUUGACGGUGUUCACUAAAAUGCAACAUCGAGAACAAAAGCAACAUCCUAGCUUUGUAACUAGAUUUAAAUUUGCAAGCUUCGCGGAUAUCCAGAAGAUGCAGAAUUGUGAAUCUCCUUUUUUGAUAGAUGUGAUUGGCGCGUAUGAUCUUGGACAAGAGUUCAAGAAGCAAAAGACACAAAGGGAUGCUUGGUAUACUGAUUUUCAUUUGGCAAACGUGGAGGGCCAAACUAUCUUAUGUACUUUGUAUGGAGAACUGGUGCUUGAAGUUGAGAGGUUUUUGGCCACUUCGUUUAGUGGUCCAGUUAUAUCCAUUAUCCAAGCAUGCCACACAAAUAAAAGAUAUGGUGAAAAGAUCGGAGUGGCUUCUUCGUGGGAUGCUACCAAGUUAAUUUUGAAUGAACAUAUUCCAGCCAUAGAGGAUUUCCGGUGCCGGUUUUUGAAUUCAAGGCAGACAAUGAAGUCAAUUGGAAGUGAAGCAACCUCAUCUUGCGUGACUCUAAGAGAUGAUAGUAUUGAUGUUGGGUUUACCAUGCCUCUUUUUGAUUUAGAUUCCGCCAAAGAGGUUAAGGGUUGCUGGUUCUACGCUGAAAUUUGUUCAAUUCUUUCAUUAAAGAAUUGGGCUUACCUGGGAUGUAGUACUAAAUCAUGCCUGAAAAAGCUCAAGUAUGAGGGAGCAUCUCUUUACUGCCACAGUUGUAAAGAUGUCAAACAGACAGGUAUUUGGCGGUAUAUGCUAAAAUUAAUGGUGAAGCAUGGCCAGCAUUUUGCAGAGGUAGUUAUUUGGGAUGAUGUUUCAAAUAAGCUAAUCGGCAAACCGGCAGAUGAUCUAAGUGACAGCCUUAACAUGGAGACUCUAUCGCCUUCUGAUGUUCAUAAUGAUGUCUUGGAUUUGAUUGGCCGGGAAUUGAUCUUCAAGGUUGGGAAUCGCAAGGUCAAUACCCUUACAAAUGAGAAGGAGUAUACAAUAGUUGCGUUUUCUGAAAACGCAGACAAAAUUAAAGAGUUGAAGGAUGUUGUUCAAGAGGAAGUUGUUGAGGUAUAUAACUCAGAUUCCGAUCUUGAUCUGUUGUGUGAUGAAGAUACUAACGUCGAAUCAAAUAUGACGCCAAGCUCACAAGAAAUUGAAUCUCAUCAUACCCCUGAGUCGGUUUUGUCCAAGAGACAUGUUACCGAUGAAAAUGAAUCUGAUGAAAUGGAACAAAGCUCAGCUAAGAAGAAGUUGAAGGGGGUUAAGAUUGAGAUGUGACUCGAAGUGCAUUAAUUUAUUUUCUGCUUUGAUGAACUUUGGUACUUAGGAAUAAUGUCUUGCAUGAUUUAGUUUUUAUUUUGGUUUGAAUAAGCAAGAUAAUUUAUCACUUCAGUAUAAAUAUCAUAAAUACUUCCUUAUGGAGUUUUUUCCAUAUUUAUUGUUGAAUAUACAAUGUUAUUGUUCUUUUAUUCAUAUUGUUGAUGAUAGUUGUGCCAAGCAAAAAUAAAGCAGAACAUCACUUUCCCUUUGUUUUGUGGGGUGAUGAUGACAUCAAUGUCAUUUAUUCUAUGUCAC
Cuscuta epithymum is the source of this 3081-nucleotide messenger RNA. The record is from the annotation of a GenBank genome assembly. Lineage: Eukaryota; Viridiplantae; Streptophyta; Magnoliopsida; Solanales; Convolvulaceae.